This is a messenger RNA of Rhododendron vialii, 5937 nucleotides long. Its product is annotated as zinc finger protein VAR3, chloroplastic. The transcript is spliced from 12 exons. Gene Ontology annotation, molecular function: mRNA binding. The record is from RefSeq and is a predicted model, not a curated record. Gene Ontology annotation, cellular component: cytoplasm. NCBI's taxonomy places the organism in Eukaryota, Viridiplantae, Streptophyta, Magnoliopsida, Ericales, Ericaceae. Bases 45 to 2573 code for a protein of 842 amino acids.
UCAUAAUCUCCACCACCCACCCCCCCCCCCCCCCCCUUCGGCUCAUGGCCCGGACCACCCUGCUCUCUCUGCUACUUCUCCUCCGCCUCUCCACCCGCCCCAUCUUCCUCUCUCAUCCCCACCUCACACCCAACCACCGCUUCUCUUCCAUCUCCUCCUCACAAACCACCACCACAUCAUCAAACUCCUCAGACCCCACCAAACCCACUUCUCUCUCAGCCCGCAUGAGCUUCGUCUUCGACCAAAUCGACGCCAUCGAGCGUGACCGCUCCGAAAAGGACGACGCCCUCCAGCGUAUCCGCGCCUGGCGCGAGUCCAAAAAGACCAAAACAGAUGAAAAAAAACACGGCCAAGGGUUUUCUCCGAGCGAGUCGAACGAAUCGGGUGAGUUGGAGGUGAGGGAGGUGAAGGAGAGAGAAGUGGUGGGGUUGGCUGAUAGGAAGGUGGAGGUGGUUCACCCGUGGCCGGAGUGGAUUGAAUUGAUGGAGAGGUUGGUGCAGCAGAACUACUUUGAUCAUAGAAGGAAGGAUGAGGACAAGAUGGUGGAGGAUUUAGGGUUUAAGAUGGAGGAGGUUGGUGAGGAUUCAUUAGGGUUUGAUUUCACUAGGGAUUGGAAGACUGUGCAGACCGCCUGCCUCAACUUCGGACGUGAUCGGUUCGAUAUCCUGAGGUCAUUGUCGAGACAGGAUAUUCAAGUUUUGGUUGGCUACGGGUGUCCUAGUGCAGACAAGAAGGUGGUUUUUUCGGCAAAGUUACUUAGGAAACACGUCCACCUCGAUGAAGGAGAUGUUUGUAGUUCCUGCAGUUUAAGAAGUUCUUGUGAAAGAGCAUAUCUUGUCACAAAUAAAGAGGAUGAAGCACGAACUAUCGAUGUUAUGCGUGUCCUAUUGACAUAUGGCUUUGAUCCCGUGAAUGGAUCAGUUGUUAACGAGUCCCUUCUGAAAAUGAAAUCACUGAAGACGGUUGUCCGCAAACUACUGCAUGAGGUUGUCAAGUUGAGUGCAGUUCCAAUAGAUCCAAAUCUUCCUCCUCCUAUAAUAAAAAAACCACCACCUAAGGUGAAGCAACCACCCCCUCCUCCAAAGAAACGGGUCGGACGUGAUGACAUUGAGAUGAAAAAGGGGGAUUGGCUAUGUCCCAAGUGUGACUUCAUGAAUUUUGCCAAGAAUACAGUGUGCCUGCAAUGUGAUGCCAAGCGUCCCAAGAGACAGCUGCUUCCGGGAGAAUGGGAAUGCCCACAGUGCAAUUUCUUGAAUUAUAGGCGAAAUAUGGUAUGUUUUCAGUGCGAACACAAGCGUCCACCGGAUGAUUUUACGGAGAAUCAAUUGCAAGACCGGCAACGUGGUCCUAAGAUGAGGUUGGAGAAGGUUCCCAGCAAGGGAGAGGUUUCCAAUGCAUGGAAUUUUGACUUCGAUGACAACGAAUCUGAUGGGGCAGACGUUGCUGCUUUUGAGUAUGCAGAUUCUCAUAAGUUGGAUGAAGAUUUUCCCCCACACAUUCAGUCUCAAGGAGAAAACUUUAAGGUCCCCGACAAUGAAUUCUAUAGGCCCAACAGAACACCUAGGGAAAAUGAUGGGGAAUACUAUGAUCGUGGGCUCAAAAGGUCUAGGAAAGGAUUUGAUGAUUUUGAUGAUGAAGAAGAAGACGACGAUGUUGAUAGUUAUGAGUUGGACACUCAAAAUAGUCAUCAAUUACGUAAGAGUUCUUCGAUUGAUUUCUCAGAGGUUGAAGGUGACUCUGAAUCUGAAUCUGAAGAUGUUGACGGCUUUGACGGUGACAAUAGGAUUGCUCGACAACGCAAUAAGCCAUCUAAGAUAAUGCAUGGAAAUUCAACUUUCUCUGGCUUUGAGGUUGAUGAACAAGAUUAUGAUUCAGAUGACGAGCUUCCGGUCCAUCCAAACUGGAAAUCUAGACAUAGUGCUGACUCCAGUCGGAGAACUAGAGGUAGUGGAGCAGGGAGUGUUGGCUUAGAUGAAGACUAUGGGAUUGAUUCUGACACCGACGACUUGGCAGAUUCGGAUUUUGGGUCCCGGCGGACUAAAGGGGACAAACGGGUUUUAAGUCACGGCCAUUCUAGGAGACGACAAAUUGAUGACAGUGAUGAUGAACCCUUUUCUGAAUCUGACGGUGAAGACCGAUAUUCUCCAAGAAAUAGAUUUGGGGGAACGAAAGAAGGCCGAGAUAAAAGAGGACACAACUCAAGGGGUUGUGGCAAUAACAGGGGAUUUCAGAGGGAUGAUUGUUUUAAUAGAUCGUCACAAGGGCCUCGUGGCAAUAACAGGGGAUUUCAGAGGGAUGAUGGUUUUAAUAGAUCUUCACAAGGGUCUCGUGGUAAUAGUAGAGGAUUUCAGAAGGAUGAUUAUGGCAAUAGCAGGGGUUUUCAGAGGGAUGACCUUGGGGGGCGUAGUAGAAAGGAUAACAGAGAGAGUGAUUCGCGCAAUUCCAGAGGACCUAGUAGGGGAGGUUUUGGAAAUAGGCGACAUGGAGGGCUUAAUGAUUCUUACAACCGGUCGGACAACAGCAGGGACUUUGAUGAUGGUAGACCCAUUAGGCAGCGCAUAAAUGUGCGAUGAAGUUGAGCUGUUACUGGUGCUUGACUCAUUUCAGGCCUUCAGUAAAGGUCUUCGAUCUUCAAACUGGUACUUGGUCAACCUUGAAGACUUACGGGAAGCCACCAGUAUUUGUUCAUUUACAUCUUAACAAGGACAUCUGUUUCUUCCCGAUGACUAUUGAGUUCCCAUGAAAGCAAUUUCCAUUUGAAAUGAGAUGGUUAAAUUAGAAUCAGAUACUAUGAAUUUGCUUAUGGUAAAAUGGUCAGAAGCUUAUCGCUCUUUUCCACUAGAAGUAAGAGCUUUUGGUUUCUUUGUAAUACUAUGAGUCUAUAAGUCUGUCAUAUUGUCCCAGAAAUGAGAUAUGACAAUUUCUAUUUUACACUUAAGAAAAAGAUAGCAGGUUGUUGAAAAUUGGCUUAUGCUUUAUUUGGUUUAUAAUUUGAGGGCAUAAAUUCAUAAAUAGGUUGAGUUUCCUGCUUUUUUAUUAUUCUUUUUAAGGAGGAAUGUGUUUAUGAUGUUGUCUCUUACUUAACGGAUUUUAAUGUCUAUGAAUGCUUGUCGGGUUUCACGCGGAGGCCAAUCUGUGACCGUUGUUGGCUCAAGUUUAAUCAUAUUUGGUGGACAAGACGCAAAGAGAUCCCUUCUGAAUGACCUGCACCUUCUCGACUUGGAAACCUUGACAUGGGAUGAAAUAGAUGCGGUGGGGGUGCCGCCUUCCCCAAGGUCCGAUCAUGCUGCUGCAGUACAUGCAGAACGUUACCUUCUUAUUUUUAGUGGGGGUUCACAUGCUACUUGCUUCAACGAUCUGCAUGUCCUUGAUUUGCCUCAAUAGGAGAAUUCGCAGGUUCGCAAAGGCAUACUACGUCGCUUAUUGGAGGAAAUAUUAUCUACUAGGAUUAUGGUGAAACAAGCUAUGAAGAAGUUGGCCCCAUCACAGCAAGUUCUUCACAGGGUGCGAGAACACUUAAAAUCUGACUUUGAAUUUUGCAUGCAUUCUAGACUCAUAUUUAAUGCUAGACAGCUUGCUUUGAAGCUAAUAGCGAAUGUGACAUACGGCUAUACGGCUGCCGGAUUUAGUGGACACAUGCCUUGUGCAGAACUUGUUGAUAGUAUCGUUCAAUGUGGCAGUAGAACACUGGAAAAUGCUAUAUCAUUUGUAAAUUCCCAUGAUAGAUGGAACGCUAAAGUCAUCUAUGGUGACACAGAUAGUAUGUUUGUUCUCCUAAGAGGACGCACUGUGGAAGAGUCAUUUGAAAUAGGACAUGAGAUUGCAUCUGCAGUAACUGCCUCGAAUCCAAAUCCUGUCACGUUGAAGAUGGAGAAGGUCUAUCAUUCUUGUUUCCUCCUCAAGAAGAAGCGUUACAUGGGUUGUAGUUAUGAGAGCCCUGACCGAGUCAAACCUGUGUUUGAUGCUAAAGGUAUUGAGACGGUCCGCAGGGAUACAUGUGGGGCUGUAGCCAAGAUAAGGGAGCAGUCACUGAGGAUCUUUUUUUAACACAAAGAUAUAAAUAAGGUUAAAGCACGCUGCAUACUUGCUUCGUCAGUGGAAACGGAUUUUAUCUGGCAGGGUUUCUCUUCAGGAUUUCGUUUUUGCCAAGGAGGUUCGAUUAGGUACCUACAGCACGAGGGCUUCCUCGUCACUCCCACUUGCUGCAAUUGUGGCGGCUAAAUCAAUGAGGACGGACCCUAGGGCAGAACCACAGUCUGGAGAAUGAGUACUUUAUGUCGUAGUCCACGGAGAACCUGGGUCCCGCCUCGUUGAUAUGGUGGUGGACCCCCUGGACUUUCUGGCGAUCAAUUCCCCCUUUAGAUUGAACGAUAUUUAUUACAUAACGAAACAGAUAAUACCAGCAUUGCAGAGAGUUUUUGGACUAGUUGGAGUGGACUUGAACCAGUGGUUUUCAGAAAUGCCCCGCCUGGGACGGGUAUUUAUUGCUAAACAUCAGUCAUAUGCUCCGAAUGCUCAUCGAACUAGAGUUGAUUACUACUAUCUGUCAAAGCAUUGUGUCCUUGUGGUGAGUUGGUCCAAGAUUCAGCCCACUUAUGUGGUCAAUGUUUAAAGAAUGAAGCUGCUGUUGCGAUAGCUAUUAUUGGAAGAACUUCACAAUUGGAACGAGAGAUCCAACAUCUUGCUGCUGUGAGUAUCAUUACUGUAAUCGUCUACUGUAGCAUGGGAUUGAUCACCUUUAUUUCCAUGACUGCUUGUAUCAGAUAUGAUCCAUACGCGGGGUGGCUCCAAGAAUUUGAGUCAGCAGUGACAUACAAGAAGUUAAUCCUACACAUUCUAUUUUACGAAAUAAAGAACUGCUAACGAUAUUGAACUUUUUUAAACACAAGCAAAAGGAAUAUUUUAACACAUUCACACCUCUUGACCACAAUGAGUUUCAUAUUCUGAAAUCGUGUAGAAUAGCUUCGUUAUCAGCACUAUUUUACUUGGACUUCUUGUUAUAAGUAACCAGAGUGAGAGAUCAGUUUGCAAGAGCAGGCAGAGAAUUUGGCCCUUUGGGGGUGGGUACCAGCUAGUGGAUUGGGCUUUUUUUGUGUAUUGAUGAAGUGUGGGUUGGACUUUUUUGGGCUGCGGGAGGGUUCACUUGAACAGCGCAAGGGGUUCAUUUUAAUCUCUGUUGCAAAAGUAUGUUUUUCACUUUUUUGUUGUUUUUGCUCGCACCUCCUCAUUACAGGUUAACCUUUUGUUUUUGUGGCUCCAGAUCCAACGUUAGCCUUUUAUUCCAGGUUGCACCUUACUUUCCCUUUUUUACCGGGAAACAUUUUGGUAUGAGAUUCUAUUGAAGUUUGAAGAACUCUCAAGAAAGUUAUGAUUUCCAUUGGGUCCACGAGAUGAUGUUUGGGGUGAUGAGAUCGUCCAUUGAUAUUUUGGACUCGUGAAAUGGUGAAUUUCGAAGAACUUGCAAGGCAUCAACGUAUUUCGUUUGACUUCGUUGUGAUUUGUCGGCAUUGUCGAGGUGGAGACUGGACCCUGGAAAGGGGUGUGCAGUACACAUCACUGGCAUGCUGUGUCUUCUAUGGGAGGCGGAAAGUCCAGAAGGAACUACAGGCUCUUUCUACCGUCGCAACAGAGGUAGGUUGCUGGUUAUAUUGUCGGCUCAGUUUUCUAUUUUUUGUAUUUUGUAAAUUUAGUAGGGCUGCUCGAAAUAUCCAGUGACCUGUGGUGACCUGUGAAAUCGGUCCGAACCGAACCGAUCCCUUCCGCGGAUUAAUGAUCCGGACAUGGAUCCAAAAAUUAUCAGUGAGAUACGGAUCGGUACAUGGAUUUUCAUUUAGAAACCGUGGAUUAAUCGAACCAGAUAUGUGUGUGUGUGUCUAAAUAGUUUUACCUAUUGUUACAAAUACUUUUAACUAGUAGUAUUUGAUAAUUUUACCUAAA